GUGUUCCUCCUAUUUGUACUCCCUCCACCCUUCCUGGAGAUGAUAGGCCCAUCCCACUGGUACCUCCUCAUUGGUUGAGAUGGAGUCACAUGAAAUUUUAUCCCAGAAUUGGCUUUCCACCAAGAUCCUACCAUCUCACCUUCAUAAGCUGCUAGGAUUACAGAAUACGAUGAUGACCAACCCUAUGAAAGAUAUUGCUGCUCACUCACUGAAGAAAAGUGGGAGCCUGUCCUCUCUAAGUAGCCAUGAAUUUCGAAGGAAGGGCAUACAUGGGCGCAUCAAAGACUCUGUGAGUACAGUGUCUUACAUGGAUGAACCGAGCCAGCGUGAAGAGGUCUCUCGCCUUACAGUUCAGAUGGAAAACACCUACCAGUUAGGUCCUACCAAACAUUUUCCUGUGGUCACUGUCAACCAUAUUUUGAAAGACGUGCUGACUAACUAUCUCCAAGAAGAAAACUAUGAACCAGAGCUCUGCAGACAGAUGACUAAAACUAUUGCUGAGGUUAUUAAAGCCCGAGUCAAGGAAUUAAUGAUUCCACGGUAUAAGCUAGUUGUGAUUAUUCACAUCGGACAACUGGAUGGUCAGAGCUUACUUAUUGGAAACAGAUGUCUCUGGGAUCCUAAAAGGGAUACUGUUUCAUCCUAUGUUUUCAGAAAUACUUCUCUCUUUGCUCUUGCAAAUGUGUAUGCAAUUUAUCUUGAGUGA
Messenger RNA from Perognathus longimembris pacificus (Pacific pocket mouse), 706 nucleotides. It is a transcript of the gene Dynlt5, whose product is annotated as dynein light chain Tctex-type family member 5. NCBI's taxonomy places the organism in Eukaryota, Metazoa, Chordata, Mammalia, Rodentia, Heteromyidae. Gene Ontology annotation, cellular component: cytoplasm; cytoplasmic dynein complex. Gene Ontology annotation, biological process: microtubule-based movement. The transcript has 5 exons. The record is from RefSeq and is a predicted model, not a curated record. Bases 80 to 706 code for a protein of 208 amino acids. Gene Ontology annotation, molecular function: dynein intermediate chain binding.